Halichondria panicea is the source of this 1780-nucleotide messenger RNA. RefSeq names its product pleiotropic regulator 1-like. Gene Ontology annotation, biological process: mRNA splicing, via spliceosome. The transcript is spliced from 13 exons. Gene Ontology annotation, cellular component: catalytic step 2 spliceosome; precatalytic spliceosome; Prp19 complex. The record is from RefSeq and is a predicted model, not a curated record. Gene Ontology annotation, molecular function: protein binding. NCBI's taxonomy places the organism in Eukaryota, Metazoa, Porifera, Demospongiae, Suberitida, Halichondriidae. The coding region runs from base 106 to 1602 and encodes 498 amino acids.
UUUCCUUAGACUGUCUAAGAAAACCUCGUGGCAAAGGUUCAAAGGUCAAAGGCUUACAAGCCAAGAUCAAGAAGAGAUAUUUAGGCUCCCCUACACGGACGCACAAUGAUGAGCAGGGAGGCCCACCACCAUGACCCUGUGAUGAAGCACAGUGUUCACACACUAGUGUUCAGAUCACUCAAGAGAAGUCACGACAUGUUCCUGAGUCAAGAGGGACAACCCAUACCACAGAAUGACCAGGCGUUGAAGCGUAAGAUAGCGUGUAAGAUCAGUGAUGAGCAUGCUGCAGUGAAGGACCUCCCACCACCCAAUGACACUGUGGCCAAGAUAUCAGCCAAGAGUCUCCCACCAGGGAAACAAGAGGCCCCACCUCUGAUGGUGACUGGUGGUCAUCACUACCCGAGUGGUCCUGGUGUGGCCCUGUCAGCUGGUACUGCCGCUAAACAGAGACCCCCCUCAGAGCAAGGAGUGCAAAAGGUCAUCGAUGAGGUCACCGCAAGAGAACAAUCAGCAACAACUGGAGCAGGUCUCAAAGAUAUCUACCAACAAAGCAAGGACCUUGUCUUGAGCAAGGGCACACAACAGUUGGUACCACGGAAAGCUCAACAGUUGAUCAAGCCGCAGUGGCAUCCGCCAUGGAAGCUAAUGAGAGUUAUCAGCGGCCAUCUUGGCUGGGUGAGAUCUAUUGCCCUGGACCCCAGCAACGAGUGGUUUGCCACUGGCUCAGGAGAUAGAACCAUCAAGUUGUGGGAUUUGGCCUCGGGGCGUCUGAAGCUGACUCUGACUGGUCAUAUCAGUGCAGUGCGUGGGCUGGUGGUGAGCCCUCGACAACCGUACCUCUUCUCCUGUGGGGAGGACAAGCAGGUCAAGUGCUGGGACCUGGAAGUCAACAAGGUGAUUCGUCACUAUCACGGUCAUCUGAGUGCUGUGUACUGUAUAUCUCUUCACCCGACUAUUGAUGUGUUGAUAACUGGUGGGCGUGACGCUACUGCUCGUGUGUGGGACAUGAGGACCAAGGCUUGUGUCCACACUCUCUCUGGUCACACUAACACUGUGGCUGACAUCAUCACUCAGGCAGCUAACCCUCAGGUUCUGACUGGUAGUCAUGACUCCACUAUAAGGCUCUGGGAUUUGGCUGCUGGGAAAACCAAGGCAGUCCUCACCAACCACAAGAAGAGUGUGCGCUCCCUAGCACUACAUCCCACAGAAUUUUGCUUUGCCUCUGGAGCCCCUGACAACGUCAAGGUGUGGAAGUUCCCUGAUGGUAACUUUAUGCAGAACUUCUCUGGCCACCAAGCCAUUGUCAAUACAGUGGCCAUCAACUCUGACAAUGUGCUCGUCUCUGGAGGUGAUAAUGGAUCCAUGCAUUUCUGGGAUUGGAAGACAGGUCACUGUUUCCAGCAGCUUCAAGCCUUGAGUCAGCCCGGGUCCCUGGACAGUGAGGCCGGUGUCUUCAAGGCCUGCUUUGAUAUGAGUGGUUGUCGACUGCUCACUGCCGAGGCUGACAAGACCAUCAAGAUGUACAGGGAGGACGAGACCGCGACUGAAGAGAGCCACCCGCUCAUCUGGAAGCCGGAAAUAUCGAAGAGAAAGCGCUAUUGAACUAACCAUGCAAACUCUCUCCCUCUAUUGUCCAUCAACUCAUAUUCUUUGGCUAGUAUCCUUGCUCUAAUUUUGGUCACAAUUAUCCACUUUCUACACAUGUACAAUUAUUUGCAAUUUUAUACAACAUUGUCCGUAAUAUUAAAAUAAUAUUGCACACAGCCUUAUUCUAAAUCAA